AUGUACGCCGUCAUUGAGAAAGAAUUGCUCGCGAUUUGUUUCGGAUGUAAGAAAUUCCAUGAUUACGUCUACGGAAAAGGCCCGAUAACAAUAGAGACAGAUCAUAAGCCACUACUGGCAAUCAUGACAAAGCCCAUACAUAAACUCUCAGCCCGUAUGCAACGCAUGAGGUUACGCCUACAGCACUAUGAUCUGAAACUGGUAUACCGCCCGGGACGCGAAAUGUUUCUAGCUGACACUCUAUCACGCGCAUUCGUAUCCGACACCAACCCGCAAGACCUAUUCGAUGACAAAAUCGAGGUCAACUUGCUGAACAUUGCCAGUCACAUCAGCGAUGCCAAAUUAGAGGAGUUUAAAUCUGCCACGGACGCAGACCCAACUCUACAGUCUCUAAAAAACACUGUGAUGCAAGGCUGGCCAGAUGACAAACAGGAUGUACCACUUGAACUAACUCCAUACUUCCCGUAUCGCGACGAAAUCACAUUAGCGGACAACCUGUUGCUCAAAGGCGAUCGUCUCGUAGUACCAGAGACAUUGCGCGCAAACUUGCUCAAACGAAUUCAUGAAACUCAUAUGGGCAUCGUUAAAUCAAAACAAUUGGCCCGAGACAUUCUGUUCUGGCCCGGAAUGGGUCAACAAAUUGAGGAUACCGUAUCACGCUGUACCGCCUGCCAGACAGCGAGGAAAUCCAAACCGGCUGAACCUAUGAUACCACAUGACAUUCCAGACCUCCCGUGGAGUAAAGUCGCAACUGAUAUGUUUGAAUAUCGGAGCAAGGAAUAUUUGCUGACUGUGGAUUACUUCUCUAAGUUUCCGGAAGUGUGCAUUCUUCCCACGCUGACAAGCCAGUCUGUUAUUACGGCUCUCAAAGCAUCGUUCAGCAGAUUUGGCAUCCCUAAUGGCGUCAUCAGCGAUAAUGGGCCUCAAUUUUCAAGCCGCGAGUUCUCAGAUUUCUCCAAGGCCUGGGGAUUCCGCCAUACCACCAGCAGCCCUGGUUACCCCCAGUCUAAUGGACAGGUUGAACGCGCUAUUCAGUCAAUAAAGGACAUCUUCAAGAAAUGCGAACAAUCAUGCGAUGAUCCCAGCAUAGCGUUACUUAAUUUCCGCAACACACCACUCGACGGGGUUGGACAAUCUCCGGCGCAACUGUUAAUGUCACGCCGAUUGAAUUCGAAAUUGCCAAUUCUCCCCAAUCUCUUGAAACCAAAAGUGGUAGAUAACGCUCAUGAGAAGCUCACAGACCGUCAAAACCGCCAGAAACAGUAUUAUGACAAGCGUGUUAGUAAUAGCACAAAUGCUGACAUCCAUCCUGGAGAUGCAGUUCGUUUCAGGACCUUGAGAGGACAGUGGAAAUAUGGGACGGUGCAAAACAAACUGCCUGAUGUGCCGAGGAGCUAUAACAUUCAAACCCCCGAGGGUAAAUCGUUCAGACGUAACCGCCGUCACAUGUUUCAAACCCGCGAAAAUAACAUUCCCAACGAAGGGACUCGCCCACGUGUAAUGUAUACGUCUGGGGACCCGCCUCAUGCGCCUGCGAAUGAUCACACUGAUGUCAACGUGGCCCCACAGGCUGCAGUUGCUGAGCCCAUUCCAACCAUAAACAACACCCCGGGAUAUGUUACAAGGAGUGGGCGAACAAGCAAGCCACCUGAUAAACUAGAUCUCUAG
Molecule: messenger RNA, 1668 nt
Organism: Lineus longissimus
Lineage: Eukaryota; Metazoa; Nemertea; Pilidiophora; Heteronemertea; Lineidae
Exons: 1
Coding region: 1-1668 (555 amino acids)
Biological process (GO): DNA integration
Molecular function (GO): nucleic acid binding
Source: RefSeq, a predicted model, not a curated record